ACAAAAAAAAUUCGUGUGUGCGGUUUUCAUCGAACAAGCGGAAGAAAAUUGAAUUUUCCCUGAAAUUUUCGCAUGCAGCAGUGGUAAAAAUAGUGGAAAACCAUGGCUGACGCAGCGGCACGUCAGCUGCAGUACGAGUACAAAGCGAACUCGAAUUUGGUUUUGCAAGCGGAUGUCCGUCUGAUCGAGAGGCCACGUCGAGAUGAAGCUACCGGCGAGGUGCUGUCGCUGGUUGGAAAGCUGGAGGGCACGAGAAUGGGAGAUCGGGCACAGCGAACCAAACCGGAGAAGACCGAGGAGCGGAAGGCAAAACGCCAGAAGCGUGACGAAGCGCAGUACGACUUCAACAGCAUGAAGGGUGCCACCCUGCUGACGGAGGGAAUCGACGAGAUGGUCGGUAUAGUGUACCGUCCGAAAACGCAGGAAACCCGUCAGACGUACGAGGUGUUGCUCAGCUUUAUCCAGGAGGCCAUCGGCGAUCAACCGAGGGAUAUCCUGUGCGGUGCGGCCGAUGAGAUUUUGGCCGUGCUGAAGAACGACAAGCUUAAGGAUCGGGAACGGAAGCGGGAGAUUGACGGGCUGUUGGGGACGGUGACGGACGAGCGGUUCGCUCUGUUGGUCAACCUUGGUAAGAAGAUUACCGACUUCGGGGCGGAUGCGUCGUCAUCGGGUGGUGCGACGGGAGUGACCGAGGGCGAGCAGAUUGAUGAUACCUACGGGAUAAAUGUGCAGUUCUACGAGUCGGAGGAGGAGAGCGACGAGGACAAGUACGGAGAGAUCCGAGACGACGAUGUGCAGGAUGAGGGCGAGGAGGCCCGGGACGAUGGCAUUUUGCACGCUGAGAAUGUAAGUAGUAUUUUAUAUAUUUAUCUAUGGAUAACUCCGUCUACAAAUUACGUAACGCUCAAGGGGAAGGGAGAAUACGGCCCAGCAUUGCAACCAAUGCAAACAAAAAGUGUUGGGGAAGGAAGGGAACCAAUAUAGGGUAUCGGUACUGGG
This is a messenger RNA of Aedes albopictus (Asian tiger mosquito), 999 nucleotides long. Its product is annotated as U5 small nuclear ribonucleoprotein 200 kDa helicase. The record is from RefSeq and is a predicted model, not a curated record. The transcript has 3 exons. Bases 103 to 984 code for a protein of 293 amino acids. Lineage: Eukaryota; Metazoa; Arthropoda; Insecta; Diptera; Culicidae.